Solanum verrucosum is the source of this 1864-nucleotide messenger RNA. Its product is annotated as pentatricopeptide repeat-containing protein At3g60050-like. The transcript is spliced from 4 exons. NCBI's taxonomy places the organism in Eukaryota, Viridiplantae, Streptophyta, Magnoliopsida, Solanales, Solanaceae. Gene Ontology annotation, molecular function: protein binding. The coding region runs from base 216 to 1691 and encodes 491 amino acids. The record is from RefSeq and is a predicted model, not a curated record.
UGCGCAGCCGUUGGAGCCCCCAAGCAAACUCAAUUACCACUGCUACUUCAACUUCUCCCGCCGGCCGAUGCUUCCGGCGCCGGUAGUCGCCGGUCGAUGCUCCCUCGCUCGCUCCGUCAAUGACUCCCUCCUUAAUAGCCCUAUAUUUCUUUCAAUCUAGAAAGUGAUGGCUUGCUCACUAUCGUUUCUUGUUAUUGUAUUUUCAAGAGACUAGCAUGUAUUCUGUAGCUCUCUUUGGUCAAAGAGUUAUUCAAAGAUUCUCAUAUUUUAGCAGCUUUUCACGGUUUUUAUGUAAUCAACAAUCUAACACUGAUGGCACUGGAAAUGGUUUUGGAAAAAUUGAGGAUUACUUGAACGAGAGCUGGAAGAGUAUCAACUCCGAUAAUAGUAUGAAGGAUAAUGUUGACUUUAUUGGAAUCAAUGGCUGCUAUGAAGGCCAUUUCCAACAAAAUUUUGCAAGUAGGCACAACUUUAUUGAGAAAGUGAGAAAUGAGGCUAGUAUGAUUCUUGAAAUUCUUCAACAAGAUGGUCCAGGAUUUGAUGCAAAAGCAGCUUUAGAUAAUUCUCAUAUUACAGUUUCAAGCCUGCUUGUGAGAGAGGUUCUUCUAGGUAUCUUGAAAACAAUAAAUUAUGCAAAUAAAAAUAGGUGUGCAAAGCUGGGGUACAAGUUUUUUGUAUGGUCUGGUCAACAAGAAAAUUACCGACAUACAGCAAAUUCAUACCAUCUGAUAAUGAAGAUUUUUGCAGAGUCUGACGAAUUCAAGGCUAUGUGGAGAUUGGUAGAUGAGAUGAUUGAGAAAGGAUACCCUACAACUGCUAGGACAUUUAAUUUGUUGAUAUGUACUUGUGGAGAGGCAGGUUUGGCUAGAAAAGUAGUAGAGAGGUUUAUUAAGUCAAAGACAUUCAAUUAUAGACCAUUCAGGCAUUCAUUUAAUGCAAUUUUGCAUUCCCUUCUGGGUGUAAAUCAGUACAGGUUAAUUGAGUGGGUGUAUCAACAAAUGUUGGUUGAAGGUCAUAUUCCUGAUAUUUUAACUUAUAACAUUCUGCUAUGCUCGAAAUAUAGGCUGGGAAAGCUGGAUCAGUUUCAUAGAUUAUUAGAUGAAAUGGGUCGGAAUGGGUUUUCACCUGAUUUUUACACAUUUAACAUCCUUCUUCAUGUUCUUGGUAAAGGAGACAAACCGCUAGCAGCAGUCAACCUUCUAAACCACAUGAAAGAAGUUGGUUAUGAACCAAGCAUUCUCCAUUUUACCACUUUGAUUGAUGGGCUAAGUCGGGCCGGUAAUUUGGAUGCAUGCAAAUAUUUCUUUGAAGAGAUGAUUAGGCAAGGCUGUGUGCCUGAUGUUGUGUGUUACACUGUUAUGAUAACAGGAUAUGUUGUGGCUGGGGAACUUGAUAAAGCUCAAGAACUAUUUACUGACAUGAUCGUCAAUGGACAGUUGCCAAAUGUGUUUACUUACAAUUCCAUGAUCCGUGGGCUCUGUAUGGCUGAGAAAUUUGAUGAGGCGUGCAUGAUGGUGAAAGAAAUGGAAUUGAGGGGUUGUAAUCCAAAUUUUAUGGUGUAUAGUACUUUAGUCAGUUACUUGAAAAAUGCUGGAAAGCUGUCUAAAGCUCAUGAAGUAAUAAGACAUAUGGUGGAUAAAGGACAGUAUAUCCAUCUCGUUCCAAAGUUCAAAAGAUAUAGAAGAUGUUAAAGAGGUAAUGCUGCCGCUGUUGGUGCUUGCAAUUUGACUGGUGUCAUGAGUUCACAGGUCCACCUCUCUACAAUCUGCUGCAAAAAAGCAGCAACCGAAGGAAAAGGGUUCCUAGAAUUUUCGUGGAAUAAGAAGGGUAGAAUGUAACGUGCAAGUAUUAUUCAAUAAGGACC